AUGAACGAACCACGACUCAGGAGGGUGACGACUGAGCCUCUCGGGGAAAACUACAAAUCAAGCGCUCAUCAGGCAGCUCAGCAAGUGCUCUGGGUUGGAUGCUCUGAUAGCGAUUCCAGGGAAUCUAAUGUUUUCAAUCUUGGCGACGAGCCACUCGUCCUUAGAAAUAUCGGCAAUAUAAUCAUUGAUGGCGAUCUGUCCUCCGAGACUGCGAUAAAACAUGCCGUCGUUGACCGUCAGGUGAAGCACAUCGUUAUUUGCGGCCAUUAUGGAUGUGGCAUUGUGAAAGCAGCCUCGAGAGAUGGUUUAAAAGGCGCAUGGCUGGGCAAGCUUAAUUCCCUCUAUGCUACGCAUGAAGAAGAUAUCAAUCAAACCCUCGUGAUAGAACGCGACCGCGCUUUUGUCGAGUUGAACGUUCUUGAUCAAUUGCGUUCAUUGCGCAAAUUUACUGAAGUGACCGACGCAAUUAAGAAGGGGCACUUGCAAAUCCAUGGGCUGGUAUAUUAUACAAAGGCUGAGAAGGCCUACGGGGUGUUGGAAGGGCAACAAAGCUCUUAG
Penicillium angulare is the source of this 558-nucleotide messenger RNA. RefSeq lists its product as uncharacterized. Gene Ontology annotation, biological process: cellular response to carbon dioxide; cellular response to oxidative stress. The record is from RefSeq and is a predicted model, not a curated record. Gene Ontology annotation, molecular function: zinc ion binding; carbonate dehydratase activity. The transcript is spliced from 3 exons. The coding region runs from base 1 to 558 and encodes 185 amino acids. Gene Ontology annotation, cellular component: cytoplasm. NCBI's taxonomy places the organism in Eukaryota, Fungi, Ascomycota, Eurotiomycetes, Eurotiales, Aspergillaceae.